This is a messenger RNA of Ipomoea nil (Japanese morning glory), 1482 nucleotides long. Its product is annotated as rho GDP-dissociation inhibitor 1-like. The transcript is spliced from 5 exons. Gene Ontology annotation, biological process: Rho protein signal transduction. The record is from RefSeq and is a predicted model, not a curated record. Gene Ontology annotation, molecular function: Rho GDP-dissociation inhibitor activity; protein binding. Lineage: Eukaryota; Viridiplantae; Streptophyta; Magnoliopsida; Solanales; Convolvulaceae. The coding region runs from base 471 to 1220 and encodes 249 amino acids. Gene Ontology annotation, cellular component: cytoplasm; membrane; cytosol.
UAAUCUUCUUCACUUGUCUUUAUGCCCAUAGAUGCCAAUUUGCCAUUGCCCUUACGCACCCCACACUCAGUGACAUUCACGAUCUAAGCGCUCCUUCUGUCUCUCUCUCUCUCCAAUUUUCAUUCAAUUCUUCACAAUCUCCGGAUCACCACAUGACCCUUUCCAUUUGCGUUUCUGCUUCCCAAAACUCGAAACAAUCUACCCCCUCAAUCCCCUCUCUUUCCACCCGUUUCUGAUUGCCUUAUUUGUUUUCUGGGUAUUUCGCCUUGGGAUUCUUUUUUUCUUUUUUUCCCUACAAAUUUUCUCACCGGGCUAGUUUUCUCAUCGCCCAAUUUUCUUUUUUUAAUACUAAAGUUGGAGUCUUUCUAUGUGGGUGUGCGAUUCUUGAUUUGCUUUUGUGCUUGUCUGUUUUUCCCAGUUCCGUUAUUCCCUAAUCUCUAUGCGCGUGAAAUCCUUGAUUUGACUUGUGAAUGUCACUGGCUGCUGGAGGGGCUUCGAGCUCAGAAACUAUGGGGGAUGAGAAGAAGGACAAGGAGGGGGCGACGAGUAAAGCCGCCAUUGUUGCUGAUUCGGACGCUGAGACUGACAAUGAAGCAGUUGAGCAUAAGCCUAGUGGGCACAUGAGUGAGGGCUCCUUAUGCACUACCGAGGACGAGGAAGACGAGGACGUUGCAAACAAGAUUCAGUUGGGCCCUCAAGUUACUCUCAAAGAGCAGAUUGAGAAAGAUAAGGAUGAUGAGAGUUUGAGGAGGUGGAAGGAGCAGCUUCUUGGGAGUGUGGAUAUCAAUGCUGUCGGAGAAUCUCUGCAUCCGGAAGUUAAAAUCUUGAGCCUUUGCAUUAAAUCGACUGGUAGACCUGAUAUUGUUCUCCCUAUCCCUGCGGAUGGGAAACCUGAAAGCCCAUGGUUUGCGUUGAAAGAAGGGUCUCGUUACAGCCUAGAAUUCACAUUCGAGGUCAACAAUAACAUUGUCUCCGGCCUCAAAUACACAAAUGCAGUUUGGAAAACCGGCAUGAAAGUGGAUAGCACGAAAGAAAUGCUCGGGACCUUCAGUCCUCAAGCAGAGCCCUACAAACAUGAAAUGCCAGAAGAGUCAACCCCUUCUGGCAUGUUUGCUAGGGGAUCAUACACUGCAAAGACAAAGUUUAAGGAUGAUGACAAUAAGUGCUAUCUGGAGAUCAACUAUACAUUUGAAAUCAAGAAAGAUUGGUCAGCAACAUAAACACAGUUCUUGCUGAAACUGUUACCUAGAUUGUUCUUGUUUUUUUUUUUUUUUUUUUUUUUUUUAUAAUGUUGGUUGGUUGGUUGUUUAUUUCAUUCCUCUCUGUAAAAUUCUCCGAAAAGGAAAUUAAAAACAGGGAUAGAGGGAGAAAAUCCUUGUGCACUUGCUUUGAACAUUGAAUUGGAUGGUAAAAGUUUUAGCAGUUAGACUCCUUUUUUUUUACUGAUUUUUCAUUCAAUAAAGUUGAGUUUUGGCCCUGCAA